Messenger RNA from Cricetulus griseus (Chinese hamster), 357 nucleotides. NCBI's taxonomy places the organism in Eukaryota, Metazoa, Chordata, Mammalia, Rodentia, Cricetidae. The record is from RefSeq and is a predicted model, not a curated record.
AUGACCAGCCAGUCUCAAGGGAUCCAACAGCUCCUGCAAGCAGAGAAAAGGGCCAAGGACAAGCUAGAGGAAGCAAAGAAGAGAAAGGGGAAGCGACUGAAGCAAGCUAAGGAAGAAGCCAUGGCCGAGACUGACCAGUACAGAAUGCAGAGGGAGAAGGAGUUCCACCUGAAGCAGUCAAAGAUGAUGGGCUCCCAGAGCCACCUCUCAGAUGAAAUAGAAGAGCAAACACUAGAGAAGAUAAAAGAGUUGAACAGAAGCUACAACAAUUGUAUGGAAAGCGUAAUUAAGCAGCUGUUGAGCAUGGUGUGUGACCUGAAAGCUGAAGUCCAUGUGAACUACAGAGCCACUGACUGA